Messenger RNA from Penicillium daleae, 2388 nucleotides. Its product is annotated as ankyrin repeat domain-containing protein. The transcript is spliced from 4 exons. The record is from RefSeq and is a predicted model, not a curated record. Gene Ontology annotation, molecular function: protein binding. Bases 1 to 2388 code for a protein of 795 amino acids. Lineage: Eukaryota; Fungi; Ascomycota; Eurotiomycetes; Eurotiales; Aspergillaceae.
AUGGAUCCAGUCUCCGCCAUCGGGCUGGUAGCCUCGAUAUCUACCCUCAUCAAGGCUAGCAAAGGGGCCUUGGCCCUGCUCAGAAGUUUCAAAGAUGCAGAACGAGACCUCGCCGACCUUGUUAAUGAUCUCGACCAGUUCGACGAAGCUCUGAGGGGAUUUGAUCGCGUCUUUCGCAGCCGCCAAACUAAACACCAUGUCUCCGCUGAUGUUCUUCGAAGGGCGAUCGAGGACGGACAUGCUACCCUGGCAGAAGUUGAGAAGCGCCUUAUCCAGGUUUAUAAGUCCGAAUCCUCCACCAUUCGGCGAGCUCGCUAUGUUCAAUACAAGUCACGAUUUGCAGCGCUCAGUGCUCGAAUUCAAAAUCAGUACGAUGCGGCACCAUCGUCCGCAUCCAGCAAGGCGCAGUCCGAGGGCUCGUACUCCAAGGAGGCAGGUUCCCUCGGUGGAGAAUUGUUAGCUGUCGACUCUGCAUCUUCUCGCAGGGCUUCCAUAGCGCUCUCGACCUCAAAUGACGAUUCAACGAGACUUCUUCAGGGCCAUCGAAGGAGCAGCAGUGACACACAAGCAAGCGACCUAGGGUCUGUCGUCAGUGCAAACUCUGGGCCACUCGUUAUUCGUCGAGCAUGCCGGCACGAUUGCUACUGCAAGUGUCAUAGCCCAGGGGCCACGGACCCAAAGAGCGAGUUUUCAAAGUUCAGCGCCCGGAUAUUUUACCAGAGCAGCCAGCCGAAGAGCAGGUGUUCAGAUCCUACUUGUGCAGGAGCGGCUAUGCAGAAGCCUAUCCCCAUUUCGUCCUUUAAGAGGGCCAUGUUGCAUCUAAUGACGUCAAACAGUAUCAAAAUUCGGUAUCGCAUAAAUACCUAUCGCACGGUUCCCGAGGGAUCUGAUGCGAUGCGAUACGUCAAGCAUGGAAAUCUGGGGAAGUUGAAGGCGGCUAUUCAAUCAGGCGAGGCGACGCCUUGGGAUACGGCGACAGACGGGUGGUCACUUUUGCAUACUGCUGCAUACGCACGACAGCUAGAGACCAUCCAAUAUCUAGUUGAGCUGGGAGUAGAUACUGGCGUGUCUGACUUCGGAACCAGAAAACCUGUUGAUCUGGCGUUCCUUAAAUCCAUUGGCGCAGACGCAACGCAAGCCGAGAAGGACAUUGUCGAUGUGUUUUCUAAAGAAGAUGAUUACAUCGAUGACUACGAAUUCACCCCCAUCCACAUCGCCGUCCUUGAUCUGUAUGAACAUUCGGAUCCGGAACGGCCAACUCUCCAAGAACUAAUCGACUUUGUUGACAACGCGAACAAUGCACCGCCAGACACAAACUGGGCGGCCUGGAAAACGAAGUAUCGCCACCGUUCCCCGUUAUACGGGUCAAUAAUCGAGAUAUACCGGGCCUCGGCGGCCGAAAUCGGCAACAGAAGCAGAGUGAUUCAUAAUCUCGCCGACCAGAAAGAUAUCAAGUUCCACUGGACACCGCUUCACUGGGCCAGCGCGAGUGGGCAGGCGGAUAAAAUGAAGAUUCUGGUUCAAAACGGCGCUGAUCCGUUUAUCCAGUCAAAUCUAAGUUUUAGUAUCAUUCAUUCCGCAGUGGAGUCAAAUGCGUGCGAGAGUUUACGCUAUGCACUGGAAAUCUCCAAAAACCAUCCAGACCAGCUUAAUAUCAAUCAGGCCAAUGUUUGGGGUGAAACACCACUUAUAAUGGCCGCGCAGGGUUGCCGGGUUGGCUGUGUGAAACUACUCCUGGACGCUGGGGCCGAUAGGAAUAUUCGACAAGAGAACCAACAAACCGCCUUGCACUAUGCAGGACUUUCUGACAGGGCCGGAUUAAGGAGAGAGACUGUCAUGCUUCUUUGCAAUCAGAAUGGAACCGAGCUUGCGAUUGAUGCGCAAGAUGAGGAUGGAAGGCCACCUAUCUUCGACUUUUUGGACGAUACCGAGUGUCUGAAAAUCUUUAUCGAGCAUGGCGCGAGACUGGACUUGUCUGAUAACGCUGGCAACAACAUCUUUCAUCAUGCUUGUAUUCAGGGGGAGUUGGACUCAUUGAAGAUUUUGCAACAACUAUCAGGUAAUGCGAAAGAUGUCGUCCGGAUGAAGAACCAGGCGGGCAAUACAGCACUGAUCGAGGCACUGCGGCACACUAAUGUCGAGUGUGCGAUGGUGCUCCUCACACUGCAAGAUGUUGGAGACAUGGUUGGCCAAGAAGAAUGGGCCGCUGUCCACUAUGCGGCAAAACUGGGUGAUACUGGAUUAUUAGAAGCAGUGAUGACCCACUCUGGUUUCGUCCGCGGGAUGAAGACGGGGGAUGGCAAAACGGCGCGGGUAGUGGCUAUGGAGGCCGGGAAUUGGCAGGGAGAGACGAGACAGUUGUUGAAUACCUACAACGUAGUGCGGUGA